AUGGGCUUUAUUUACUUUUACGUCAUUAUCAGCAUCAUCUUUUAUGAUGGGACUACUUUUACUGUUGUCAACGACUGUGGCUUCACUGUUUGGCCUGUUAUCUCAGGUGGCCUUUAUUAUCUCAAUAUCACCGGAUUCGAGCUUAAAAAGGGUACAACCCACUCCUUUCAAGUUUCCACAAACUGGGAGGGUAGCAUCUGGGGUAGAACAGGUUUUACCUUCAAUGGAUCUGGUAGUGGCUCCUGUGCCACUGGUGAUUGUGGUUCCAGUAAAAUGGAGUGCAAUGGAACAACAUUCCCUACACAACUGGUUAGUGUUGCAUAUUUCAAUAUGGGAAGCUACCAUGCGUCUUAUAAUGUUAGCAUCAUCAUCAGGUACAACUUACCGAUGACCAUAGAGCCGACUGGCGAUUGCUUGAAGACAGGUUGUGCUAAUGAUCUGAAUGAACGUUGCCCACAGGAGCUGAUGUUUAAGGGUGGAGAAGGGUGUCAGAGUGCUUGCCAGGUCUUUCCCUCGCAGUACCACUGCUGUGAGGGCUCAUGCAACACGACAUCAUAUGGUCGGUUGUUCCAUUUGGCAUGCCCAAAUUCCGUUGCCUAUGAGUAUUAUAGAGAGGAUUAUUAUUGUGAGGGUAGUGAUUACACUGUCAGGUUUUGUCCCCAAGCAGACAUGUUUUCAACAAUAAAGCUUGGUGGCUCACUCAAGUUUGACGACCAGCUUGUUUCCAUUGAUGGAAGAUUCACGUUGGGGUUCUUCAACAAAAAUUACACUUGCUUGGGAAUUUGGUACACCAAUGACAUAGAAUCCAGAAAAGUAUGGGUUGCCAAUCCUAAUAAACCAAUCUCAGGCUACAAUGCGCUCUCCAUUGACCCCAACACCUGA
This is a messenger RNA of Erigeron canadensis, 882 nucleotides long. RefSeq names its product thaumatin-like protein 1. The record is from RefSeq and is a predicted model, not a curated record. The transcript is spliced from 2 exons. Lineage: Eukaryota; Viridiplantae; Streptophyta; Magnoliopsida; Asterales; Asteraceae. Gene Ontology annotation, biological process: defense response. Gene Ontology annotation, cellular component: extracellular region. Bases 1 to 882 code for a protein of 293 amino acids.